This is a messenger RNA of Lates calcarifer (barramundi perch), 2673 nucleotides long. RefSeq names its product ring finger protein 217 (gene rnf217). Bases 846 to 2555 code for a protein of 569 amino acids. The transcript has 7 exons. Lineage: Eukaryota; Metazoa; Chordata; Actinopteri; Centropomidae. Gene Ontology annotation, cellular component: ubiquitin ligase complex; cytoplasm. Gene Ontology annotation, molecular function: ubiquitin conjugating enzyme binding; zinc ion binding; ubiquitin protein ligase activity. Gene Ontology annotation, biological process: positive regulation of proteasomal ubiquitin-dependent protein catabolic process; protein polyubiquitination; ubiquitin-dependent protein catabolic process. The record is from RefSeq and is a predicted model, not a curated record.
CAGAACUGCAGUUCCAGUCCUACCUGCACCACCUAUUGACAAGAAAGUCAACAGGAGAACGUUGAAUUUCAUAUGAAACUGGAUGUGCACCAUGUACAGGCAAAUAAACUCAGUUUGUGUCCUCUGUACAUUUGAGUGGUCUAACUACAGUUUAGUUUUACUAAGAGUUGUUUACAAAAUUACAAAUUUUAUAUGUUACAAGAACCUGAAGUUUCAUUAUUGACCUUGGAAAGAGUAUAAACAAUUCAAAGUCAAGGUCCACUCACAAGCAUUUUUCAGAACUUACAAGUUCAGUGGGUAGUUUGUUCAGUUUACUGUUAGAACAGGUAGUGAGCUCCAGCAGUAGCCUACUGUACUGUGCUGCCCUGUACACAUCUCCAUGAUAACAAAUUGUUUGAAUUAUUAAUAACAUACUAUUAAUAAAACACGUGUUUUAUGUAAGAGACAAUCAUCACUUUGCCACCAACAGAGCCAGAUUAACGUACAGAGGCCCGGGGACAGAAAGGGGUCGCUGGUCCCUGUGGUCACCCUCUCAGUGAAGUGUGAACAGGCCCAGGGAUUCUGUAGACCCGCGUCAGCUGCGUUCUGUGCCCAGUUCCAGCCUAAUCCGUCCUUGGCCACACUACAGCUGUGUAACCACUGUGAUGUUUGCCUGUGCGCUCGUGUCCAUCUGCCAGGGCUUCAGUCCACCACUAGGCUUCCCCUCGGCCUAUCGCUGCUCUCCCGCAUGCUGACGACGAGACCCGGAAGCAUCGAGCUGCCUGCUUUGUUUUGUUUUGGUAGUAGGAGUUGUAUAAGAGAGAGACAGGCAGAGGUCCGUCCGGUGGGGGAGAACCGCUCGCCAGAUGGGGAGAGCCAAACCGGGGAUGGAAGAUGAAGGACCGAUAGCUGACGCCUGUAAAAUGCCGAGUUUUAUCAGUAGUUUCGAGGACGGGAGGGUGAGAUUGUCCCGCAACCCGACGGAAACUUCCCUUGCGGACGGUAAAGUUGAGCGGCCGGUCAGAGAUUUAAACCGACGUGUCACCAGGUCGAAGUCUCGGCUAUCGCUCGACGGGGGAGAGGGGGAGUCGGAGGAGAGGAGCGGCGAGGAGGAGGAGAGGGAUGCGGAGGGCAACAACAACAACAACUGCAACGGCGGAGGAGAGAGAAGGAGGGCGAGCGCUGUCGAGAUUUUGAGGAGGAAUUUCGGGGUUUCAAAGUCUCCCUCUCUCCGUUUAAGUACGAGCAGUCGGAUGCAGUGCGGCGCCGAGCAUGAAAACCACCAGGGAAAUGUUAACAUCGACGUUACUAACGGUCAUGGAAGUGAAUGUGGCGACUGUGAAAAGUCGGACCGAGAAACGGGCGAAGCCGGGACCAAAAACGAGCCAACAUUGAGCGAGUUAACAACCUCGGACGCACAUGUAGUUCAGUGCCAUCAUAUGUGUGAUAAUGACAGCAACUCAGUAAGUUUAGACGAGUCUAUCAGCGUCAAAGAACACGUCUACUGCACUGUUUACUGCAUCGCCAACGACAGUCACCGAAGAGACGUUGAAAUCGUAAACCGUUACGAUGAAACAGUCGCGUCCGACGCACCAGAAAUGGGCUCGGAGACGGGGCGGGAAGCGGGUUCGAGUCCUGAGCCAACGCUGUACACGCUGGACGACCUGGUGGACCCUUUCGGGGACAUAUCCCAUCAGCUGUACAGGGAGCAGGCCGGUGCGGAGAGUGCGCUGCAGAGUUGCCGGGUGUGCCUGGAAGACAAAACCAUCGCACCCCUGCCCUGCUGCAGGAAGGCCGUGUGCGAUGAGUGUCUGAAACUCUACGUCAGCUCCCAGGUACGAGUGGCCAAACCUUUCAUCAGCUGUCCAAUCCCAGAGUGCAGCGGUCAGCUGGAGGAGGGAGUGGUGGUGUCCCAUUUGGCCAGUGAGGAUGUGGCAAAAUAUCAUUACUUUUUGGAGCUGAAUCAGCUGGAUUCGAGCACCAAGCCCUGCCCCCAGUGCAGUCACUUCACCUCUCUGAAGAAGCACAACCCCCACCACUCUGAGCACAAGUACAAGAUCCAGUGUAGCAAUUGCCAGUUUGUGUGGUGCUUUAAAUGCCAUGCUCCCUGGCACAACGGCCUCAAAUGCCGCGACUACAGAAAAGGAGACAAGCUGCUACGAACCUGGGCGAGUGUCAUAGAACACGGACAGAGAAACGCCCAGAAAUGUCCACAGUGCAGGAUCCAUAUUCAGCGUACAGAGGGAUGUGACCAUAUGACCUGCACUCAGUGUAACACAAACUUCUGUUAUCGCUGUGGAGAGCGCUACCGACACCUAAGGUUUUUUGGGGACCACACAUCCAACCUCAGCGUGUUUGGCUGCAAGUAUCGCUAUCUGCCCGAUAAACCUCAUCUGAGACGGCUGAUUAGAGGGUCUGUCUGUGCCACUAAGGUGCUGAUAGCUCCAGUGGUCAUUCUGCUGGUCGUGGUGCUUGGAGCUCUCGCGCUGGUGAUAGGUUUGGUAGUUUUCCCAGUCUACUAUGUGUGUAAGAGGAGGAAGAAGCAGCGCACUCAGGGCUCUGGACGGUGGAUCUGAAACCUGCCCUGCACCACUACAUCCAGACUGCUCACACACACACACACACACACACACACACACACACAGCUUGAAACGACGACACCCACAUUUCCUCAGGGACAGACGUGCCAGCCUG